AAGCGUCGGUAUAUAAGCUGAUGUCUGAGAUGAAGCACCCAGCAAACCCUAAAGGCUACAAGUGACAAGAGGGUCCAAAAGUUGAGAACCUCUUUACAAAAUCCGAAUGGCAGAACAAUGGAGAAAACAACCAUUUGCUGCCAGGCAGCAUGAUGAAGAUACAACGAGGGGUUCUGCAUUCAUAUACACAAACAGCAAUAAUACUAAAGAUCCUUUUGAGGGACCAAACUACCACAUCGCUCCUCGAUGGGUUUACAAUCUUGCAACUGUCUGGAUGUUUGUCGUGGUGGUUUUAUCAGUUUUCACCAACGGCCUUGUCUUGGUGGCCACGGCAAAAUUCAAGAGACUUCGUCAUCCCCUGAACUGGAUCUUGGUCAACCUUGCUAUUGCUGAUCUUGGAGAGACAGUCUUUGCCAGCACCAUCAGUGUAUGCAACCAGUUUUAUGGAUAUUUCAUUCUGGGACAUCCAAUGUGCGUCUUUGAAGGCUAUGUUGUCUCAAUUUGUGGUAUUGCUGCUCUUUGGUCCCUGACUAUCAUCUCCUGGGAAAGGUGGAUAGUUGUGUGCAAACCUUUUGGAAAUAUCAAGUUUGAUGCCAAAUGGGCCACAGCUGGAAUCAUGUUCUCCUGGGUUUGGCCUGCAGUGUGGUGUGCUCCUCCCAUCUUUGGAUGGAGCAGGUACUGGCCCCAUGGACUGAAAACCUCUUGUGGACCUGAUGUGUUCAGUGGAAGUGAAGACCCUGGAGUCCAGUCCUACAUGAUCGUCCUCAUGGUUACAUGCUGCAUCAUUCCUCUGGCUAUUAUCAUCCUGUGUUACCUGGCUGUAUAUUUGGCCAUCCAUGCUGUUGCUGUACAGCAAAAGGAUUGUGAGUCAACCCAGAAUGCUGAGAAGGAAGUGUCCAGGAUGGUUGUAGUCAUGAUCGUGGCUUUUUGUAUCUGUUGGGGACCUUACGCCUCUUUUGCCUGCUUUGCCGCAGCCAACCCCGGAUAUGCCUUCCAUCCAUUGGCUGCCUCCAUACCUGCAUAUUUAGCUAAGAGUGCCACAAUCUAUAACCCAGUUAUCUAUGUCUUCAUGAACCGACAGUUCCGCAAAUGCAUCAUGAAGCUCUUUGGCAAAGGGGUGGAUGAUGAAUCUGAAGUGUCCACAUCAAAGACAGAGGUCUCCUCUGUGGCUCCCGAAUAACUUUCAUGUUCUCCUUUUUGGAAAAAAGCUACUUUGACCUGUACAGAAACUAUUUUGAAAGCUUUAUGGUAAAAACAAGAACUGAAAAAAGUGAUGGCAUCAUGUUUGAAAGUUUUACAUGUCUUUUUUGAAAUUAACAUAAAAUAUGGGGCAUCUAUAUCUUAGCUCUGGGUAUGGAUAUUUGAUAUUCACUUAGGCCAAACUCCCAACAUCUUGGUCAUAUGAAUUUAUAACCAACUCAUAUAAAACUCAAUGGUGCUUCUCCGAUGGUUACUCUGAGGUCAAAAAAUGGUGGAUGAUCUUUGUUGAUUAUUCUUUUCUUUUUUCUUGCCAUCACAGAAUAACCUAAAUGGUAAAUUGAGGGUUUGGGAUUAAAGUCAGAAUAUUGAGAAUAAAUGUUUUGCUUAAAAAACAGAAUGCUGACGUUCUGUGUGCAAGUUUGAGCAUAAGGUUUGUCGCCCAUUUACACAAGACAUUACUUUUGCAGGUCUAAUUGACAGCAUAUUUUUGACUUCAUUGUGGAUAUACUUUUCCCACUUUUUUCUGUCCAUUUUUACUUUUUUCCUCCUAAUUUCCUCUUUACUCUUAAAACGAGUGGCAAAUAAAUUUUAAAAAACCUUGA
Molecule: messenger RNA, 1802 nt
Organism: Fundulus heteroclitus (mummichog)
Lineage: Eukaryota; Metazoa; Chordata; Actinopteri; Cyprinodontiformes; Fundulidae
Product: red-sensitive opsin
Exons: 6
Coding region: 107-1180 (357 amino acids)
Biological process (GO): phototransduction; visual perception; G protein-coupled receptor signaling pathway
Cellular component (GO): membrane; photoreceptor outer segment
Molecular function (GO): G protein-coupled receptor activity
Source: RefSeq, a predicted model, not a curated record